AUGUCCUACUCAUGGCGCAGUGCGAUUUCUAUUUCAGAUGUCGAGGUACCGCUUGACUUUAGCAAGGCAACAACAACGACCUCAGCAGAGCCAAGUUCAACACCAUCCUCAACUCCACAAGCAGAACCUGAAACAAAGGAGAAGGUCUCGGAAGCUCCACCUCCGCCAGAGCCACCUGCCAAGGUGAUACCGGAUCAUCCGAAAUACAAACCGGACCGUCCUCCGCCUCCAGAAGUCGUUGACAACUUCCCAAUUGCGGCUGCUGCUCACUCUGCAGCGGAUCUUCCCAGUAUACCGCCUUGGAAUCUACCACCAAGCCCUCACGUACCAGAGAAAACACCACUGUUCAUCGGCUUUACAAGAAAUUGGCUGUUGUUACAGCAGACUGUUGUAAGUCACAUCACAGCAGGAUGGCCAGCGGAGGAUAUAUAUGUGUUCGAGAAUACUGGAACCAUGAACUCCAACGAACGGGGCCUGCUUUCUCUGCAGAAUCCGUUCUUCCUCAAUCAUACCCGCUUGCACAUGUUUGGAGUUAACAUCAUAACGACCCCAACACUUCUUACAUUUUCUCAACUGCAGAACUUCUACAUAUAUACCGCGAUUGAGAAGAAUUUCACAACGUACUUUUGGGGACACAUGGAUGUCAUUGCUCUACCCUUUGAGGCCAAGUACGAUGGACGGUCAGGAAACGCUACGGGUGCCGAUGUUGGACGUUUUGAGAGUUUCAAAUCGCCAUAUAAGCUUGCAGUAGAAGCUUUACGAAAUGCUACAUCCUCAGCACCCGACGUCAAUGCAAUCGAUCCAACGCGGCCAUGGGCUAUACGUUUCUUCAGCUAUGAUCGGCUAGCAUUAGUGAAUCGGGAAGCAUUCGAAAAGAUUGGGGGAUGGGAUACUUCAAUCCCAUACUACUUCACCGAUUGUGAUAUGCAUGAGAGAAUUCCGAUGAAUGGAUUCGAUUUUCCUCCUGGCGAUGUUUCGAUUGGGAACUUUACAGAUGUUGCAGGCACGUUAGAUGAUCUAAUCGUGUUGUACCGUAAGAAAAAUACUGUUCAGGCGAAUUUUACGAUGGAAUGGGAUCCUGAAGAAGCAAGAAAAGAGGAGGAAGAGAAAGCGGUCAAGGAUCUGGACAACCGCGCUGAAGUCCUUGACACUGGAGAAAAAUGGAUCUCCGACGUACCUGGAUCUGCUGCGUACAAGAGAUUGCUCGAGGUGAUGGAACAGAUGACAAAGCACAAGAAUAAGAAUGGAGGUGGUGGUCGCAACACAUGGCAGAGACUACAGACCGGCGGGCAAGGAGAGCCAUACUAUCGUGACCCGGAAGGGUUUGAUAGAGCAGUUGGAAUCAUCACACAAGCUGGUCGCGAUAUCUAUGCUGAAAAGUGGGGCCACCAGACUUGUGAUCUUCUCAAGUACAAUCGCAAGGCUGGAGAUGAGUGGAGAGUUGAGCAUGACUGGGAAUAG
Messenger RNA from Mollisia scopiformis, 1461 nucleotides. RefSeq lists its product as uncharacterized. Lineage: Eukaryota; Fungi; Ascomycota; Leotiomycetes; Helotiales; Mollisiaceae. The coding region runs from base 1 to 1461 and encodes 486 amino acids. The transcript is spliced from 2 exons. The record is from RefSeq and is a predicted model, not a curated record.